CGUGGACCAAUGAAAGAGUUGCUUUAGAUGGAGGAGCAAUCUAAGCCACAAAUCUCGUUUGUGAAUUCUGAGCCACUAGUUAAAGUUCAAACUCACGCGCUCUCCACUUCCUUGCAACUUGCUUCUUUCUUUGUCUUCUCUCUUCUCCCCUUUGCAGCACUCACACAAAAUCUACAGGAAGAUAGAAGAAGAUAAACUCGUUAAAAAUCUUUUGGAUUUGGAUUUGGAUCUGAUCUUAAAGGUGAACGUAUCAUCCAUGGAUCGUUAUUCGAGGAGGAACUUAGAGGAUCUUGUUGUGCCUAACUAUCAAGAGACAUCAGAUUCAUACCCUUCUCCUGAUAUGUGGGGUACUACUACUGGAUGGAACAUCAACUCCUCUGAAGCUGUUGCUGAGAAGUGCUUUGAUUACGAUGUCAUUAACAAUGGUUUCAGUGGAGGAUUAUACAGCCAGAUGGAGAUGGGGACGAGUGACCAAGUUGAAGAAGAAACAAAGAGGUUGAAGGCUAGUGGUUGCUUUGACCGUUCUCUUCAUGAUUUCGAUGAAAUCCAACAGAUGGAUGACAUGUUCUUAAGUUCCAUUUUGGAGGAUGUUCCAGGGAAUGAGGAUUUUCAUUCUUUCAAGGAGUCGGAUAAUGAUAACAACACCACAACUUCCUCCUCUGCGUAUCUUGACACUACCGAUGGCAGAGAAGUCCCUAUGUUCCAUUACAACUGGGAAACUUGUCAAGACAUGCCACUUAUGGAGGAGGCACCAAUGAAUCUGUGUGAGGAGAACAUGGAGGAGGCUUCUGCUGAAGAAGUGGUGUUGCAAGAUCUACAAAGGGCUACUGAAAAGUUAACUGAUGAUACCCGCAAGUGUUUCCGCGAUACAUUUUACCGGCUUGCAAAGAACUCACUACAGAAGUCAGACUCCAACUCGGAGGAGUUCCUUGAGGAUGGAACCAGCAACAAUACUGAAUUGGAAACAAACUCAAUGGACAGAGCCAUCGCCAACCUCACAUUCAACAAGAUGGAAUCCAACAUGAGAAAUAUGCCUGCACCAAAGAGACUUUCUUCCAUUCAAGGGUAAAGAGAAGAGUCUCAAGACAAAACCUCAUCAUAAUCUUGGGAAAUAACUUAUGUGUAUAUAUCUAUAUAUAUGUGUGUGUGUUUUG
Messenger RNA from Capsella rubella, 1154 nucleotides. Its product is annotated as protein LNK4. The transcript is spliced from 6 exons. Gene Ontology annotation, biological process: circadian rhythm; regulation of DNA-templated transcription. Lineage: Eukaryota; Viridiplantae; Streptophyta; Magnoliopsida; Brassicales; Brassicaceae. The coding region runs from base 257 to 1069 and encodes 270 amino acids. The record is from RefSeq and is a predicted model, not a curated record.